AUGAUCCGACCUGUCGGAAUCCCCAUCGAAGCAGGCACUGCUCUUCCGCCGCCUCGCAAAUCAUUCACGGGACGCUCAGUAUCUCUCGAGCCACUUUCUCCAACCCAUAUCGACGGUCUAUGGGAGAUAAUCGGCCAACCAGACCAAGUCGGCGUCUGGACCUACAUCCCUACCGAGCCGUUACCCGGCAAAGAAGCAUUCACUGAGCUUCUGACGGGUUUCUGCAAAUCCCAAGAUCCAGUAUUCUACGCCCUAGUCGACCCAUCCGGUAACCCACUGGGCUUCUUCAGUCUGAUGCGCAUGGAUCUAAAGAACCGCGUCGUCGAACUCGGUUAUGUCAUUUUCUCUCCUCUUCUACAGCGGACAACUGCUGCCACAGAGGCGUUCUAUCUAAUCGCUGCCGCUGUCUUCGGGGAGCUUGGGUAUCGUCGUCUCGAGUGGAAAUGCGAUAAUCUAAAUGCGCCAUCCAAGAAGGCUGCCGCGCGGUUUGGCUUCACCGAGGAAGGUGUUUUCCGCCAGCAUUUGAUUAUCAAGGGCCGCAACCGGGAUACGGCCUGGUUCUCUAUUGUUGAUACCGAGUGGCCGGGGUUGAAGAGCUCUUUUAAGAAGUGGCUUGAUCCGGUGAACUUCGAUGUUGAUGGUAAUCAGCUUUGUUCGUUGACUUCUUUCCGGGGCGCUUGA
This is a messenger RNA of Penicillium atrosanguineum, 681 nucleotides long. RefSeq names its product GNAT family N-acetyltransferase. Lineage: Eukaryota; Fungi; Ascomycota; Eurotiomycetes; Eurotiales; Aspergillaceae. Bases 1 to 681 code for a protein of 226 amino acids. The record is from RefSeq and is a predicted model, not a curated record. The transcript has a single exon. Gene Ontology annotation, molecular function: protein-N-terminal-alanine acetyltransferase activity; protein N-terminal-serine acetyltransferase activity.